AUGGCUCCGCAACCAUUAGUUCGAGGGCAAUUCUACGGAUAUGAUGCAUUAGGCAAUUACCGUACUUUCGCUCGUCCACGCGAUCAUGGUGUGUCCUUUUAUCGCGGUACAAACACCGUACUUGUCGAUUGGCCGGAAGGAAAAAUCUCCGGCGCUACUGGUAUUGAAGUGCCAGCUGUUGGUGUCAAUGUGAUCUACAACGCGUACGAUAUUGGAUUUCCUAACCCUCAACGGGCUCUUCGUGAGCUUACAAAGGAUAACCCUGAUCCAUUGAAUCCCGGAACUGGACGAAGAAAGAGCGUCUUGUCGCUGCUCAAAAGGACCUAA
This is a messenger RNA of Cooperia oncophora, 327 nucleotides long. The record is from the annotation of a GenBank genome assembly. NCBI's taxonomy places the organism in Eukaryota, Metazoa, Nematoda, Chromadorea, Rhabditida, Trichostrongylidae.